Molecule: messenger RNA, 1696 nt
Organism: Photinus pyralis (common eastern firefly)
Lineage: Eukaryota; Metazoa; Arthropoda; Insecta; Coleoptera; Lampyridae
Product: glutaminyl-peptide cyclotransferase-like
Exons: 6
Coding region: 193-1248 (351 amino acids)
Molecular function (GO): glutaminyl-peptide cyclotransferase activity; zinc ion binding
Source: RefSeq, a predicted model, not a curated record
UCUCCACAAACAAUUGCCAUGGUUACUGUCAACACAAGAAAACUAUACGUGGGAUUUGGGAGGUGGUUAUCACUGUAAUCCCCCUUUAAUAUGUUCUUUAUUUAUAGCAUAUUAAUUUAACAGAAAGUGGCAAGCACCUUAUGUUCAUUGUACCGACCUACCUUGUUUACUUCUAACAUUCCGCGCGUCAACAUGAAUAUAAUUAAUGUCCUAACCUUGAAUAUUUUGGUUUUUGUUUUUAAAUUCUCAGCAGCGGCGAAAGGCACUUCAUCCCGACAGACGCUAAAUGAUAGACAAGUGCACUACCUUUCCGAUCUAACCGACACGCAGUACACAAAGGAAACAUUUAAACAUUUAUUAGUACCGAGAGUCGUUGGAACCGAAGGGCACAAAAAUGUAGCGAAAUACAUUAUAAAUGAAUUAGACAAGCUCGGGUACGAAAUUGAAGUCGACGAAUUUCAGGAGAGAACCCCCAUUUUCGGUACGCUUACUUUCAAGAAUAUCGUUGCGAGGUUAAACCCGAACGCUGCCAAAUUUAUAAGUUUGGCGUGCCAUUAUGAUAGCAAGUACUUCGAGGAGUUUGAUUUCAUAGGUGCGACCGAUUCCGCCGUUCCAUGCGCGAUGAUGUUAAACCUGGCGAAGGUGCUACGAAAGGAACUAGACAACGCCAAGAAUCGCACCGAUAUCAGUCUGAAAUUGGUAUUCUUCGACGGCGAGGAGGCGUUCGAGCAGUGGGGUCCCAACGAUUCGAUCUACGGUGCUAAACACUUGGCGGAGAAGUGGGAUCAGACACUUCGUAACACGGCGGACGGCGCUUCUGUAUCCCACAUCGAGUCCAUCGAGCUUUUGGUGCUGCUCGAUCUGCUUGGCGCGAGGAAUCCGAGAUUUUACUCGUUUUUCGAAAACACCCGCUCUUGGUACAACGUGCUGUCGAAUGCUGAGAAACAGCUGGCCAGUUUGGGAUUACUUACCGGGUAUAAGCAGCCGUAUUUUGUAGACCGUUCGCAGUAUUCUUUUAUCGAAGACGAUCACAUUCCAUUUUAUCAUCGAGGUGUGAAAAUAUUGCACAUAAUCCCGACACCGUUUCCGUUUGUAUGGCACCGGCGCGAGGAUGAUGCAAGCGCUAUUGACUUGAAUGUCGUCGAAAAUCUAAACAAGAUCUUCAGAAUUUUCGUUGCCAGAAGUCUACAUCUCUUUGGAGACGAUUUAAAACAGGAAACGGUCCAGGAAAAAAAAGAAGAAUUGUAAAGCAUGGUGUAUGGUAAUUAUUGUUUGUCUUCCUAGUGCAGGGUGUAAUAGUGCUCAUGUGGCAAUAUCAAAAACAAUUGCAAAAUAGUCUGAAUCAACUGUGGGCGUGUUAAAUGCAACAAAUUCAUGUAGUGUGUCCUCCCACAUGUGCACUAUUAGAUAAGCAUUCCUUUGUACUUUCUAUUGUUGAUUAAUUUACCUAUAAAAUGACGUAAUACUUUUAGGCGUGUUACAUUAACUUCCAAGUUUUUGCUAGGGAAAUUCUCUGUGUCAUGUUGGCAACAGGUUUAGUGCAAGGAAAUUAGUACAUCAUUUUAUAGUAGAAGUCUAAGAAUAAGUUACUUAUGGCCGUUUGCACCAAUAAACUUGAAUUAAUUAAUUACGGUACAAAUGGCCGUCGACUGAAACCAGUGAGAGUGUAAUAAAUUGUUGAAGUGAUAAGUGUUUA